AUGGCACACCUCCGUCUCGAGAAGGAGCUCCUGAACCUGAGCGAUGGCACGAGCAUCCGCAUCGCGAGAACGCCGGGCAUGGGCGACAAGGAGUGGCAGGACACCAAGAAGUACCUCGAGGCUAACCCAGAAGAAGCCCGAAGGAUGGAGACCUUCUCUCGCGACGCCAAGGCUGUCCGCGCGUGGAUGCAGACGCAGGCGAUUACCGAGUACUACAACACGCGUCUCAGCAACGGCGACGAGGUAGUGACGAACAAGUUCAACGCCUUGGAGAAGAACCCGGAGCUCGCUGCCAUCUUCGAGGACAUCAAGCGCGGGGGGAACCAAGCCGCCAUGCAGCACUACCACAACGAGCCCCUCAUGCUCAAGAUCAGCAGAGCCAUGGGUGGCGUGCCGGAGGAAGUGACGACGGUGAUCAAGGACAUCCAGAGCAAGCCGAUCACCCUGCAGGAGGCUUGCCUCCGUGGCGACAUGAAGACCCUCGAGGACUACCUGGAAGCGACAGCCGCUGACAAGGACAAGAGGGACAUCGAUGAGAAGGAUGCCAAAGGGAUCAGCUGCCUCGCCUAUGCCAUCGGGGCCAACCGCACCCACGUAGUCAAGAAGCUCCUAGAGAACAAG
Messenger RNA from Symbiodinium sp. CCMP2456, 621 nucleotides. NCBI's taxonomy places the organism in Eukaryota, Dinophyceae, Suessiales, Symbiodiniaceae. The record is from the annotation of a GenBank genome assembly.